Seminavis robusta is the source of this 1287-nucleotide messenger RNA. The record is from the annotation of a GenBank genome assembly. NCBI's taxonomy places the organism in Eukaryota, Bacillariophyta, Bacillariophyceae, Naviculales, Naviculaceae.
AUGUUGUUCGAAUUCUUCACACGGUGCAUUAUCCCACUCUAUCCAAAGAGUGCCGACAACAAACAAAACCGAGUGCUUGUUAAGAUUGACUCCGGCCCAGGCCGUAGAGACCCAGAGACUCUGUUGAGGCUCCGGUCGACUGGCUUUCACCUUUAUCCCGGAAUGCCGAAUGGUACAUCAACUGGACAAGAGCUUGAUCAGAUGUUCAGCUAUUUGAAAAAACUGAUCUAUGAGAAUCGCUCUCGACUCUGGGGUGCUAGAUUUCGGCUCGAAGGUGAAACAGCAGCACUGUCGAUGGCAGAUGUAGGCAGUAUUGUUUUUGGUGGUGUUGUGACCUUGACAGAUGGCUCCACGAUUGAGCUGGUCGAUGCUUUUGCCGAGGCGAUGGAUGCAACACACGUCCACAAAGCCAUGGAUAAAUGUGGCUACUGCCCCAGCACUCGAGUUGCCCUGAAGUCUUCUCAAAUUCGGCAUGAAAUCGUUGAAACAGAGGAUGGCGACAUUGACGAAGAAGCGGAUCCAUAUGGCGCCCUUCUUGAGGAGCUUGAACGGAAGAACAGGGACGCUUGUGAAGCUCUAUUGCUUGAUGGAUAUGAUCUUGCUGACAAUCUACGUCGCACUGUUGCCAGAGUGACAAUGAACCAGGUUCGAGGAAGAGCUUCAGUAGUGACAGAACCAAACACAAGAGAGAGGCAAGAUGCCAUCAUGAAGGUUGCCACUGCCGGCGGAUGGUUUCAUGUAACCAACGGUGGAGCGCCAAUGACGUGCGAUGAUGCAUUGAUUGCAUUCACUCGGAAAAAUCAAGAGAAGCUUGCAAAAGAGCUAGAGAAGAAGAAAGAGCAAUGCGAUGCGCACCGAGAGCUUGCAGCUGCCGCGGCUCACGUAAUGUCGAGCAAGACAGAUUACAAGUCAUGGCUGAAGUCAGACUUGCAACUCGUAAUUCAAUGGAAGCAAGGGUCCAAUCCAACCGAACCAAACAACGAAAAGACGACGGUAAACAAACCUAUUCUCCUUGGUCUUUGGAAGAAUAAAUAUAAGGAUAUGCCGGCACCAACAGCCGAGGAGUGGACUGAUGCUGAUGACGAGAAGCUUGCCUCUUUGUACGCAGGAGAGAUUGUGGACUUUGAUCAAGACGUUGGGCUAAACCGUUGUUUUGAUACAGAAGACGAGUGUGUCGCUUUGCGGAUCCUCUCUUUCAACAAACAGCGCCGAAAGAAGGUGUUGCUCCGAAUUAUCCAAGAGCUUGAUGACGCUGAGUGGGAGGAUAUCGACGAUGAGUUGUCUUAA